Molecule: messenger RNA, 675 nt
Organism: Colletotrichum aenigma
Lineage: Eukaryota; Fungi; Ascomycota; Sordariomycetes; Glomerellales; Glomerellaceae
Gene: CASKIN1
Product: Caskin-1
Exons: 3
Coding region: 1-675 (224 amino acids)
Molecular function (GO): protein binding
Source: RefSeq, a predicted model, not a curated record
AUGGCAUCGGAAGACGAGUUGCAAAAAGACGCCACCGCUCUUCACGAGUACACUUGGGCUGAAUGGAAGACUCCUCUGCAAAUUGCCGUCAGCGCGGGCCAUCUUGACAUUGUCGGCUUUCUCCUCGCUCUCCGGGUCGAUUUGGCAACGAGAUGUUCACAACAAAUGGAAUCAUACACCGCCCUCCACUACGCGGCGUUGAGAUCGUCGCCGGAGAUGGUGUGCCUUUUGAUCGAUGCUGGGGCCGACGCGCAUGCGAAAUUUCGCAAUUACCAAGACUGGGAUGCGCCUGCCUUGCUUCUCCCUCUAGAGUCUGUCUACCCCCGCUACGGCAUUGGUCAAGUCAAGCAGGAGCAUUACGACACACUUACAAUCUUCCUCGAGCUCGGGCACGACAUUAACACCCCCGGUGACAGUGAUGUUCCUGGACAGGGCGCUCUGAUCGAGCGCGCUGUCGAGUGCAACAGCCGAGAUUUGGUCAAGUGGCUUGUCGACCGCGGCGCGACCACAACAAACCGCCUGGUGGGGCUGUCCAAAGCAUACAGCUGGUCGAAGGAUCAUCUUCAUGAGCGCGUAGCAGCGGCGAGGGGCUUAACGGGCGAGGACUGCGGGGGCGAUCGCACUUUCAGGUACCUGGUCGAGGAGCUGGGAUUACGGGAAGAGGAAGAAGAAUGA